GUUUGAAGUUUUGAACGCCAUAUUUUUUGAUGCAUGAUUUCUUGAAAGUUAAAGACGAACAGCCGAUUUUGUAUAAAAUUUAUCAGACGUUCCAUUGUCGAAUUGAAAAUCUGAUUCCUUUGUUUUACUACACAAUUGAUUAAGUUAUCAUCGUUAAUUUAUAGAUGUAACUAGUUGACUAUAUAAGGACACGCGACAUUGUCUUUCUUGUGACCAAUCAAGAUACACAAUGAGUGACACACCAGACCAGUAUGAUCCCCCAAAGGAUCCCCAAGAGUUGGAAAAAUUGGAAGAAGCAAAACUAAAGGCUAAAUUUCCAAAUGCAAUGCUAGGAAGAGGUGGUUCACAUUCUGCCUUUUUACAGAAGAGACUUGCAAAAGGACAAAAGUUCUUUGAUUCUGGUGACUAUCAAAUGGCUAAGCAAAGGCCAGGAAACUUAGCUGCACCAUUCAAGGCACCAGCAGCACCAGCCAAGCUGCCAACAGGAGAUGCUAUCCCUACGCCUGAGACUGUGCCCUUACGGAAAACAUCCAUAAUUCAGCCAAAAUACCAGCCCUCCAGUCAGACAUCCUAGCCUUGCUGUCAGAUCAAUAUUUUGGCCUCAUAGAUGUGUAACUUGCAUUCCAACUCCAUUGUGAUCAUUCUUCACUUGUAUACAUUGCAAUGUUCACCAAUAACAAUGGUACAAGUGAUGUAAUGUUAUUAUUGUUACAUCAUAGUUUUUAAUAAAGAUACUUUUUUCUAAAACUAUUUAUCACAACAUUAAGUUGCUUACAUUGAGGCCUUAUUAUUUAUGAGACAUCUUUUCUGAAUUGCUUUCACACUGCACUUUUUCAUGUAAUGUUGGAAAUGAGACAAGUGUUUAAAACAACUGUUAUAUUUAUGUAUAAACAUUUGUUAAAUGCAUGAGUGGGUGAGUGAUAAAAAUGUGCUGUUAACAUUUAGUUCCUCCUGCUAAGUUACAUGUCUUAUGCCUACUAACCUUUAAUAGUUAACAGUAACCUAUGUGACAGGGAUCUGAAUUUUCUACUAACAUUUGUUAUCCAUGAUCACUUUUUAGGUGGCUGUAUGUUAUAUUUAAAAGUAGUGUUGCCAUAGAUUAUUGAUAACAUUAAUAUAAAAAAACAAAAGUGAAAAUGAAUACUUUUGGCAGUUCAUCCAUUUAUUGUAUUAAAAAGCAUUUUUUUAAAUAUUGACUAUUUCCAAAAUAUAAUUAUCAAAGCCUGAACUUUAUUGUAGUCCAUCUAUAAUUUCUCUAUUGUCAUUGUAUAAAAUAAUGAUUUUAAUAUUUCAAUUUGACUAUGCAGAUAUUUUAAAACUUAAUGAAUAUGUACAUUACAACACCUUAACUCAUUUAGCGCUCAUUCAUAAAAUGGUGCUAUACAUAAUAGCUAAUUUUGGAAAUAUGUGCAAAAUCAUUAACUACAUUAUCAUGGAUAAAAUGUUUUAAGAAGAAAUUUAGACUUUUGUUAAGUUAAAAUGUAACACUAGACUUUAAAAAGCUAAUUGUAAUUAUGGUUGUUUUCAUAUGAUUUAUAUCAAAAUCCUAUCACUCAGCACGCGAUUGAUGUAAAG
Messenger RNA from Pieris brassicae (large cabbage white), 1575 nucleotides. It is a transcript of the gene endos, whose product is annotated as alpha-endosulfine. The transcript has 4 exons. Bases 230 to 574 code for a protein of 114 amino acids. Gene Ontology annotation, cellular component: cytoplasm. Gene Ontology annotation, molecular function: protein phosphatase inhibitor activity. NCBI's taxonomy places the organism in Eukaryota, Metazoa, Arthropoda, Insecta, Lepidoptera, Pieridae. The record is from RefSeq and is a predicted model, not a curated record.